Messenger RNA from Prorocentrum cordatum, 344 nucleotides. NCBI's taxonomy places the organism in Eukaryota, Dinophyceae, Prorocentrales, Prorocentraceae. The record is from the annotation of a GenBank genome assembly.
UCCCGCGCCCGCGGCCGCGCCUGCGCGCGCAGAUGCAGCGGGCCAUGGUGACCGUGAGGAACACGUUUCUUGCCGUCGAGAGCGCUGAGGAGGACGACCUGAAACUCCCUGGCGGCAGCCCCUUCUCGCGAUCGAAGUCAGUGGGCGACGAGCCGGGGGACAUGCAGGAGGGCGGCUCGGAGGAGGGCGACCCGCGCCUGGGGCACCUGAGCCGGCUGCUGCGCAGGGACCCCGCGAGCCCCGGGCACCCGGUCGCCCCGCUGCCCGCCUCGCCACGGGGCGCGGAGGCUGGCCCGUGGGGCCCGGAGCUGGCCGCCCCGCUGUCCGCCAGUGGUCACCUGACG